This is a messenger RNA of Dothidotthia symphoricarpi CBS 119687, 1215 nucleotides long. Its product is annotated as biotin synthase. Gene Ontology annotation, biological process: biotin biosynthetic process. The record is from RefSeq and is a predicted model, not a curated record. The transcript is spliced from 2 exons. NCBI's taxonomy places the organism in Eukaryota, Fungi, Ascomycota, Dothideomycetes, Pleosporales, Dothidotthiaceae. Gene Ontology annotation, molecular function: 2 iron, 2 sulfur cluster binding; biotin synthase activity. Gene Ontology annotation, cellular component: mitochondrion. The coding region runs from base 1 to 1215 and encodes 404 amino acids.
AUGGCUCAAAGACUGCUGAAGAGGCCAAUUGGCCUCCUAUUUGUCCCUGUUCGCACACAAUAUCUUUCUCGCUCGUUUAGCACCGUACUGGACACCCCAGUCGAUCCCUCCACCCAGCAAAUCACCCCUCCAACAAGCCAAAGAUCGGUAUUCCAAGAUGCUCUGCAGGCAGCUGGGCCAAGGACGAACUGGACACGAGAGGAAAUUGCAGAAGUGUACAACACAUCAUUGAUUGAACUCACCUAUGCCGCGUCCGCGGUACACCGACGCUUUCACGACCCGGCUGCCAUCCAGAUGUGCACUCUCAUGAACAUCAAGACGGGCGGUUGCAGCGAAGACUGCUCGUACUGCGCCCAGUCCAGCCGCUACGACACAGGCCUCAAAGCCACCAAAAUGAGCUCCGUCGAAUCCGUUCUGGAGGCAGCGCGCGUCGCCAAAGAGAACGGCAGCUCGAGAUUCUGCAUGGGUGCUGCAUGGCGCGACAUGCGUGGCCGCAAGACCAACCUCAAGAACGUUAAGGCCAUGGUGACUGGCGUCAGGGAUCUGGGCAUGGAAGCCUGUGUGACGCUAGGCAUGAUCGACGCGGAGCAGGCAAAGGAACUCAAAGCCGCUGGGCUGACUGCAUACAACCACAAUGUGGACACGAGCCGAGAGCACUACCCCAGUGUCAUCACCACACGCACCUACGACGAGCGCCUCAAGACCAUCCAAAACGUACAAGAAGCUGGCAUCCAUGUGUGCACAGGCGGCAUCCUCGGACUUGGAGAAAAGGCUCGCGACCACGUUGGGCUCAUCCAUACUGUAUCCACACUUCCCGCACAUCCCGAGUCCUUCCCCGUGAACGCGCUGGUACCCAUCAAGGGAACUCCGCUUGGUGAAACCCAGACCAUCUCUUUCGACGCGAUCCUCCGAACCAUUGCUACUGCACGAAUGGUCAUGCCAAAAACCAUCAUUCGUCUUGCAGCUGGCCGACACACAAUGGCCGAGGAGAAGCAGAUCAUGUGUUUUCAGGUGGGCGCAAACGCUGUUUUCACGGGUGAGAAGAUGCUUACUACCGCGUGCAACGGCUGGGAAGAGGAUAAGGCCAUGUUUGAGCGAUGGGGAUUGCGGCCAAUGGCUAUGAAGGAAACCAUUGGAGAGAAGGACAAAAUCACCGAGGAUAUCGUAGCAGCUACACCAGAAGAGGUGACGCAAGCGACCUCCGCUACUGCUUGA